Molecule: messenger RNA, 6659 nt
Organism: Erpetoichthys calabaricus (reedfish)
Lineage: Eukaryota; Metazoa; Chordata; Cladistia; Polypteriformes; Polypteridae
Gene: onecut1
Product: one cut homeobox 1
Exons: 2
Coding region: 252-1628 (458 amino acids)
Biological process (GO): regulation of transcription by RNA polymerase II
Cellular component (GO): nucleus
Molecular function (GO): DNA-binding transcription factor activity, RNA polymerase II-specific; RNA polymerase II cis-regulatory region sequence-specific DNA binding
Source: RefSeq, a predicted model, not a curated record
UCGAAACAGUACGAGACAUGGCUAGAGAUGGCGAGGGACACGAUCAGACUGCGAUCACGGCUGCUGAUGCUCUUUUAGGCAAACGGGGGCCUUAAAGCCAUACCAGACUAAGGACACCAACAACCAUAGCAACAAUUCCAACAAAGCUUUGCAAUAGAAACCAAAUCUCGCUUGGCGAAUGUGAAGACUUCUUUGGACAAUCCUCAAACAGAUCAGAUAGAUGUGUUGUCCACAAGCUUGCACGAAUAGUAAUGAAUGCUCAGCUGACGAUGGAGAAUAUUGGCGAUCUGCACGGGGUGAGUCAUGAGCAGGUGCCAACUACGGCUGAUUUGAUGAACAGUAACAGCCCUCAUCACAGAAGCUCCGUAGCCCAUCGCAGCAACCACUUGUCAGCCCACUCUCGCUCCAUGGGCAUGGCAUCCAUCCUUGACGGCAGCGACUAUCAUCACCAUCGGCCACCCGACCACGCUUUAACGGGACACCUGCACCCCGCCAUGACCAUGGCUUGUGAGGCGCCCCCGGGAAUGAGCAUGAGCAGCACCUACACCACUUUAACCCCUUUGCAGCCGCUACCUCCCAUCUCGACGGUCUCGGACAAGUUUCCUCAUCACCACCACCACCAUCAUCACCAUCAUCACCCCCACCAGCGCAUACCGGGAAAUGUGAGCGGCAGCUUCACCCUGAUGAGGGACGAUAGAGGUCUGGCUUCUAUGAACAAUCUUUAUGCUCCAUACCACAAGGAUGUCACCAGCAUGGGACAAAGCCUCUCUCCCUUGUCGGGGUCAGGGCUGGGAGCCAUUCACAACUCCCAGCAAGGUCUGCCUCCUUACGCUCAACCUGGCGCUACCAUGCCCAGCGAGAAGAUGCUGACACCAAACGGAUUUGAAGCCCACCACCCUGCUAUGCUGGCCAGGCACGGUGAUCAGCACAUGACAGCUUCCUCGGCUGGCAUGGUGCAAAUCAACGGGAUUCAUCACCAUCCCCAUGCCCAUCUCAAUGCCCAGAGCCACGGUCAGGUUUUAGGCUCCACCAGGGAACAAAAUUCAUCAUCAGUGCCUGGAUCGCAGGUCAAUAACGGAAACAAUUCAGGACAAAUUGAAGAAAUUAAUACCAAAGAAGUAGCCCAGAGGAUCACCACCGAGCUUAAAAGGUACAGCAUCCCGCAGGCCAUUUUCGCUCAGAGGGUGCUGUGUCGAUCGCAGGGGACCCUCUCUGACUUGCUAAGGAACCCCAAACCUUGGAGCAAGCUAAAAUCAGGCCGGGAGACUUUCAGAAGAAUGUGGAAGUGGCUCCAGGAGCCGGAAUUCCAGCGAAUGUCUGCUCUCAGGCUUGCAGCUUGCAAGAGAAAAGAACAAGAACAUGGCAAAGGAGACAGGGGAAGCGUGACCAAAAAACCCAGGUUGGUCUUCACAGAUGUCCAGCGUCGAACUCUCCAUGCAAUAUUCAAGGAAAACAAGCGUCCGUCCAAAGAAUUGCAAAUAACCAUUUCCCAGCAGCUGGGUUUGGAGCUCACCACUGUCAGCAACUUCUUCAUGAACGCCCGAAGGCGAAGCCUGGAUAAGUGGCAAGACGAUGGCAGUUCUAACUCAGCUAAUUCAUCUUCAUCAAGCACUUGUACCAAAGCAUGAAGGAAUAACCAUGAACUGAGCCUCGGUGGAAAAGCUUUAAAAAUUAAAAAAAAAAAAACAAACUAAAAAUGAAUGAAACAAAGAAAGACAAACCAGGACCUCAAGAUAGCAGGUUGAUCCUUUUAAACUGUUUUCAAAUAAAAAAAAGACAAUAUGAUAUUUAUAAUAUCCAAAGAAAAACCAAAGACUUCUUCCACCUGCAUUAAGACUUUGUUCUGCAACACACUUUAAUAGGAUUUCUUGCAAAAAAGACACUGGUCGUACACCUUCAUAUUCAUCAUCAUCAUCAUCAUCCCUCAACGUAUUUGGCUGUUAUGGCGGUCUGCAGCAUUGUGGUUCUCGUAAUUGAAUGGACAUUAUCCCAAAAUAUGAGCCAUUUUCUUUUUGUUUCAAAAAUGCCAUGAAGGUGUAUGAUGUUGAAAACAAUAUAUAUAUAUAUAUAUAUAUAUAUAUAUUUACAUAUAGUUUAUAUGUAUGUAUGUAUAUAUAUAUAUAUAUAUAUAUAUAUAUAUAGACACAUAGUGUGUGUACCAUAGGUCAGAGACAUUGUCAGGACAGGACAAUGAAAUGGGUUGUGCCUCAGUAUGGCUCGAAUGUUUGUGGGAUCGUCUAUUCGAUUCCCGUCUGUCAGGACUUGAACCCCGAAAGCUCCGAGAUUUCUUUGACUUUUCCGUUCAGUCCUGUCAGGGCCAUUUUUAACCGACAUCCGACACAGCAGUGCUUUCUCCCUAUUUGUAAAAGGGGUUUGUAUCCAGACCAAAAAGAAAGAAAGAAGGAAAAAAAAAACAAAAAACAAAAAGUAAAAAUAACUUUUUAAUACUAUAGCAUACCAAAGAAAGACAAAAAAAAAGUUAUUUUUAAAGCAGAAAAUCCAAAGAUUAUUUUUUAUGGAAUACUUGUAUUGAAUUUUUUUUGUGUGUCGUUUCUUAAUCGUAAAACAGCAACCAUCCAGCUCUCCACUGUAAUAACUUGAUAGCAGUUGUCUCACAUUCAGCCAACUAAGUAUACAGGGGUUCAAAUAAAGGCGUUAUAUAGAAGGGGGGCUAAGAAUGAAACCCCUUCGUAAAGGCAUUAAAAUCAAAUUUUAAAUGCCGACACAAUAGAAAUAUAUUAUAUAUACACAUGUAUUAAAAUAAGCUGCCUUUUCUGCCGAAAUGUGGCAUGUUGUAAUAUCGGAUAUCUCGGUAAAUGGGAUAGAAGUUCUAUGCAUGCACAUUCAUAAAGAAGAAGACGACGUUCAGGUUGGGGGGGGGGGGGUCUCCUCUGUGACAGUUUAGCACCCCCCCCCCCCCCCCCCCAACAUCCAGGGUUGGUUCUUACCUUAUAUCUGACGGUGUAUCAGAAAAGUCGGUUAAAAACCAGACGACUAACGAUAAUUAAUUUUACGUAAUUCUGGAAUUUACAAUGCCUCCAUAGUGUAUCCAAGUGUGCUUUUCAGUUUAAAGCCUGUCAUUUCAACAUACUUAAAAUGUCAGACACUGAUAACAGCAAUACAUCACACCGUCUUUGUUUAACAUUUCCAACGACUCCUUUCUAGUCUAGUAAUUUCCUUUAUUUGCUGUUUACUGUAAUAUGUGUGAGAGUACCAAAACAGCUCGUUUUUCCAUUUUAUCUUAAUAAGUUACUUUCUUUUUUUGAUGUUUUUUCCGCGCUACGUAAUAAUUUCAGGGAUCUUAAGGCACUAUGUUGAUUCUUAUUUCUAUAUAUAAAUUUAUUAUGUGUAUAUUGUAAACUACUAUGUAAUACCAGCUGCUAAUGACCAAAGAGAUCUAACUUACCAGCACUGCAUUUCUUCUUUUCUUUCUUUCUUUUUUCUUUUUUUUGGUCUGGAUAAAAGUGAUUCAUUACCUGAAAGCUUUCAAAAUAUCUCCUCCAUUCAGUUCAUCCCCAUUUCUGCUUCUCUUCCACUUCUACUGAUAGGAAUUCCUGUCGGUCCACAUCAAGUCAUUUUCUUGGUCCUUCAAGCCUCUUCCAUCAUCAGAUCCUGUCAAAGCUGCCUGAAUUCGCUGACGGUGAAACAGUCCGUGUUGCUUUAAAGCAAAAGAAAGAUGAGUGGAUUUCCGAUUUCUUAAUCACGUGAAGUUGAAAUCUGUUUCUGUUACUUGAGUACAGCAAAACGCGUAUCUUCCAAAAUGUUCGUAAAGGUCUUGCUUGAUUAUACGGAAAAGUCAUUUCAGAAUGAAAGUUGCAUAUUUUUUUUAGCCACUACAGGUAAGGUCUCCGUAUUCACGGGGGUUACGUGUCAAUACCACCCACGAAGAUUAUAACUCUCACUUAAAUAUGCAAUUUGAAAUGUUUUUCACGAAUCGAAUCCUGCUAGCGUAGUUAAAGGAGAUACGAGAUCUUUAACAAAUACGUAAAAGAGAUUUACUUCUGUAAUUAAUAGAUACAAUAAUCAUUUUAAUACAACUUAACGCUCUUAACAAUUACCAUUUAAAUGAACAGAGGAAAAAAUAAAACCUCUCACCAGGUUGAUUGCUUGCUGUAGGAGCUUCUGUUUCUGUAGAAGAAGAAGAAGGAUCAGGCGAGGUUGAGAUUUCACGCUGUGCGGUUGGCGUAUUUUUACAUUUCAAAAACAUCACGACAGGAACUUGAUUUUUCUUUUUGUUUAAUGCGUUCAACCAAGCUGUAAACGGUGUUCAAAUGUCUUCAAGAUUCUCAGAUUACGUUUACGUCAAAUUCAUAGAAGAACUACGCAAAGGCUUUUUGGCGUCACGUAAUGCUGUGGCCAGGUUCUUCCAACCUAACCUUCAUUUGAUUCGUGCUGUUGCAGCGUUUGGACUGAGGAAGUGACGUCAACUUGCCGCAAAUUCUUGGAAUCCGCGAAUAUGGAGACCUUAUCGUAUGUUAUGUGCAAUUCUGUUAAUUUUCAUAUUGUGUCAUUCUCGGUAGUCCAGUGCACAACGGUUCUCAAAUACAAAAACGAGAGCGCAUAUCUCGAAAAAAGACUAAUCUAAUCUAUUUCAUGUGAUAUUCAUUUUUAAAGAUGAUUUGAGAUGUUAUGCCAAGGGAGAAAAAAAUUAUAAUUGAUAAUUAAAAUUCUUCCACUGCAAAAUUUUAAGAUUUAAAACCUUCAGUCUCUUACCAAUAUUUCAAAAUGGACCCUUAGACUAAAAUUAUUGCAAAAAGAAUGACUAAAAGUGUAAUAUAUUUAUUUAUGUAAUCACAUUUACUGUGAAAAGAUGAGCUUUAAUCGCCACAGAUUUUCGACUAAACUUCAACAGAAGUUAGUGGUGUUCGAUAUUCCAGACUAAAUCAGAAAUACUAAGUUGAACCUUUUCUGUUUAUUUGACUUCUCAAUGUACAAAGCCGCUCUUGUUCUUGCUGCGAAAUCUAACCGUGUCCGCUCAAAGAUCUCUGACUCUCGUCGCCUUGUCACGUUGUCAAAAAACGAGCACUGAAUGUAAACUUGAUCCGCGUCUCAGACAACUUCGGAGAUUCAAGUCAUCUGCAAUAAGUCAACGUUUAAGAUCUAACCAGUCGAUUGGUAAUUGGAUAUGUACAUUUUAAAUAAAAUGAGAUUUGUAGCACUCAUUCUGUUUUGGUUCAUCAUCAGGAGAGCAGAAGUAGUAAAGAUGAAAAUUACAAAUUAAUGAAUCCGUAUCACCACAGAAAAAUCAACGACUUUAAGCUUUGUAAAGCAUAAUAAUUGUGAGUAACAAAAAAAAUGUCGACAUUUUGUUGUGGUUUUGAUUUUUUUUUUUUUUGUUUGUUUUUUUCUUGCAUCAUGUGCAAUAUAACUGUUAAGUUAAUCAUUGACUGAUCUUCUCCAUCAUCACAUACCAUCCCAUGCAUGCCAUGAGUUCCGAGUGCAGGACGGUUUAACACGCCCUUCUCCCUGUUCAUGUUGCCUCCCCAUAUAAUGCAUGCCGUACUACUACUACUAACUACUGCCCACCAUCAUGAGGGAGGGUGGGACUGGCGACACAUGGAAACUAUGCAUUUUAACAAAUAUGAAGAAAGCACUAUGUAGGCCGAUCUCAUUUUCUGACCAGGUGCAUUUGGGACGCGGAUGGUCUGCUGAAUGGAUGGCGGUCCACAUUUUGACCACUUUUCUGGCCUUGUUGUUUCUUGUGGUGUGGUUAGCUUUACAAAUAUAUUUGGUAACCAUUUACAUGUAUAUGACGAAGAAGCAAAGUUAAGAAGUACCUGCUUCCAUGUGUAAAAAAAAAAAAAAAAAAUGUUUAAAGAUCUACUAUUUAUAGUGUGAACCAAAGACGCUACCUCACUCGAUUUCCAUUCGUGAUUUUAAUCACAUUGAUGAUACCAAAGAAUACCAAAGAUUUUUUUCCUGCACGGCCUUCAUGAAUGAGGUGAUGGAUGCUUGGCCUCUUUUCUCGUUGUCCCUUCACGCCACCCAAAACACCCGUCUACCCGAUGCCCACCCCCACCACCCCCCAACACUGUAACCCCUGGUCCUCACUCAGUGUAACCUCUAUUCAUCAAAAGAAAAAAAUAAACAAUAAAGCUAUAGGCGAACAUAUUGCAAACUUUGUAAAACUCACAGGACGAGUGCCUUGCUUGAACCAAAGUGUUAAACCGCUGUUGACCUCUACGAUCUCACCUUAUAGAACUCUUCGAAUACCUCAGCCUCUAGAAAGGCCACUAUUAAAGAAGAAGAAGAAGAAGAAGAAGAAGAAGAAAAAAAAAAGGAAUAAUUUUUUUUUUCACCGUGGUGCUUUUUUCCAGUGCAACCAUGCAAUGAAAAAAAAACAUUCUUUGAUACCAAAGGAAAUUUCUUUCCACUUUUUUUGCUGACAAACCAAAGCUCUUCUUUUCCCCUCCACCUCUGACCCCACUUCUGUGUACCACCUCUUGACAUCUCUGACAUGCAGGUCGUGCAUUUCUUUUACCAAUUUCUCCGAAUACCUCAUAGUAAUAAAUCUUUAGGGUUAUGUUGUAUAGAGAGUCUAUGUGAUUAAGGCAGAACUUAACUAGUUUGAUAAUUGUUAACAUGACUUAACAAAAAAAAAAAAAGACAAAAAAAGCUUUAUAAUUAUUUAUUUUGUAGAUUUGGCAGAACUGCUCUUU